This is a messenger RNA of Puntigrus tetrazona (Sumatra barb), 752 nucleotides long. RefSeq names its product mitotic spindle organizing protein 1 (gene mzt1). Lineage: Eukaryota; Metazoa; Chordata; Actinopteri; Cypriniformes; Cyprinidae. The transcript has 3 exons. Bases 233 to 460 code for a protein of 75 amino acids. Gene Ontology annotation, cellular component: interphase microtubule organizing center; centrosome; gamma-tubulin ring complex. The record is from RefSeq and is a predicted model, not a curated record. Gene Ontology annotation, biological process: mitotic spindle assembly; microtubule nucleation by interphase microtubule organizing center; gamma-tubulin complex localization.
AACUUUAUUGACGAGAUUUCUGCGACAAAAAGCGCGAGGUGCGAAGGAAACUGCUGUCAGUUUAUGGAUACUGUAUAAAAAUGCGAGAUUUGUGACGCUGCCCGGUUUUUAAUUCGCAGAUUGUUGGAAGACAUCAGGGACUAACAGGAAUAGACCCGCAAGGGUCUUCUGAGUGAACGGUAGCGCUUUGUUGUUGUCGUUAAGUAAUUAGAUAGCUUUAGCACGUAGCAUCAUGGCCAGUCCAGCGAGCGCAAACAUGAACGCUGUUCGGGAGACUAUGGAUGUUCUCCUGGAGAUAUCCAGGCUGCUGAAUACAGGAUUGGACUUGGAGUCUCUGUCGAUAUGUGUCCGUCUGUGUGAGCAGGGGAUCAAUCCCGAAGCUCUGUCAUCAGUGAUCAAAGAACUCAGAAAAGCCUCAGACUCAUUGAAGGCUUCUGAAAACAGCACAAGUCAAGGAUGACCAGUCAAAAUGUUGUCUAUGACAGAUAAGAAGAAAGAAAACUGCACGAUGCAUUGUGUAUAUAAGCAUGUACAUAGGAUCAAUGUGUUUAAACAGUUUGCCUUGUGUUUGACCUACUUUCAUGUGCCUCAGUCUGUACAAUUGGACUGUUAAAAUGUUUUAGUUUUUUUCUGAUAUUUAAGUAUUGUGUGUACUAAUAACCAUAAUUAAUUAUAAUGCUAAAUGGAAAAAAAAUCCUCAAAAACCAUGUUUGAUUCCCUUUAAGUCAGUAAAAUGUUUUUUUCUACCCUAA